AUUGGCGCCUAUUCACUUUCUCAAUAGGCUUUCGCAUGCGACGCAUGAGGAAAUGUCCCAAAAAUCUCUCGGAAAUGUCAUGAACGCCCAAACGAAAGAGAGUGUGGAAUAUUUCCUCGGAAUAACUUUAUAUGGAUUUGCCAUCCCUCUCUUUGCUAUUCUAUUUAUAACUCUAUUGUAUCGAAAAAUACGACCCUUCUUCAAGGUUAAAGUUCAGUGCUGGUUUUGUAACGAAACGUGUGUUGUCCCUUACGGAAACUUAAACUGCUGGGAUUGCCCAAAAUGUGAACAGUAUAAUGGUUUUUCUGAGGAUGGAGAUUACAACAAACCAAUACCAUCCCAAUAUUGUGAAAAUCUUAAUUAUGCCCCUUCAGCACAAAGGACUAGAAACAGUCCAGAGGAUAAUUAUGGCAAGAUUUUGUGCGAUAACUGCAAUAAUAACCAACUGUUAAAGGUUAAACAUGUUGCAAGCUUUGAACCUCGUUGCGAGGAUACUUAUUAUAACGAGCUUGAAGAUUAUAAAGUGAAAUUAGAGAGAGCCUAUAAACUUUGUGUUCCAUGCGACAGGAGAGUAGAUUUAUAUCUGAGGCAGCAAGACGAAUCAAUUCAAAGAGAUCUAAUUGAUAAUGAUAUACCACUUCCCAGAAUAGAUCAUAACACUACCGAUAGUAUUUAUCAAAAUAAGGAUAAAACAAAGAAAUGCUAUAAAAUCUUUGUGAAAUUAAUGUAUCUGGUACAAUCAAUGACGCUGAUCAUUGAUACAAUAAGCUUGGUCUCUAACGAUAAAUUGACAACAAUGUUCAUCGGAAUAUCUCUAGUCUUAUCCAUUUCUAUUUUAUCAUUAAAGUUAUUGAAAUCGUAUUACUAUCGAAUGGAUACAAUCAAUUUAUUGUUACUUAUCGUCAAAGUAUCAAUUGAAAGUUAUAACUCGAAUCUUCUUAAAAGCUAUCGAAAAAGUUUGCAGAUAACCUUGAACUCUUUAGUUUUUAUACUAAAUUUAUUUAAUUUUCUUCGAUUGAAGAGAAAACGAAAGGAGCAAUAUCAUUUUGCAAAAAUUCCUCAGGCUUCGUUCAAUAUGAACUCUAGCACAGAAGAUGUAAGCUUUAAUAAUAGUCUUGAUAAUAUGAGUAUACAUACCACAAGGAAAAGUCAGGUACGAAAAAGGAAUAUUCUAUCUGCUCCCCGAUUUAACCCUGAUCAAUCAAAUAGACAAUAUGCUGACUCAGCAAUUUACGAAGAUAGAUCUUUUGACGAUGAUAAUUUCACAUCUGUUUCUUGUCGAAUGUCUCCUGGAAGUGGUGUAACAGUCGUUAAAGGCGUUAAAGUAACGUCUAGACGUCUUAUUAUUAGGAGAUAUUUAAUAAAACCUCAACUUUUUCUAUUCGAUGUUAUAUCUUUUAUACCAUUAUUUGGAUUCAGAUUAUACGGAUUCAACAGUCAAAUAGGACGCUAUUUAAGCCUUGCAAGAUUGUUCCGUUAUCCUGCUAUUAAUCGUAUUGUUUAUCGUCAUGAAGAUAUAUAUGAAAAUAGGCAACAAUUGCAAAUACCUCUAACAAGAUUUCUUUUAACUUGUGUCCUACCUGUUCAUAUAAUGGCCUGUUUAUGGUUUCAUGUCAAUUCAGAUGGUUGGCAUGGAGAUAAUUUACAAAUAAAGACAAAAGAUUAUUUCCAAGAUAAAUUCAUUGCAAAUAUUGACGAUGAUACAAAUUGGAUAGUUAAAGCAUUUACAACAAUGGACUAUAUAUUUAAUAGUUAUAUUGUAUGCUUCUAUUGGGCUUGUAUAACUGCAACAUUAACUGGUUAUGGUGAUCUUUGCAAUACAGAUUCACUUAGUAUCGCAUACGUCCUUAUUUGUAUGCUUUUAUCAAUGAUAUUUAUACAUGGGAUACAAUUAGGUAAAAUGGCAUCAUGGUUUUCGAAUAGGGAUAACUCGAGGGCUAGAUAUUUCCAGAGAGUAUCGAUUAUUAAAUCGCAUGUCAAUAGAUUAGGUGUGCCGGAAUAUCUCGUAAAAAAUGUAAUAGGCUAUUACGAAUAUCUAUGGAAAAGGAAAAGGGGUACUGCAUCUAAUAAUUUACUAUCCGAUAUGCCAAUAACAAUACGAUCUGAAUUAGCUAUGGUUACCGGUUCAUUUUUAAUAGAAAAGUCUAGAAUUUUAAGAGAAUUAUCCAUUGGCAUAAUUAGAAUGUUGGCGCUUAACGUAAAAACUCGUCUUUUCUUACCUAAACAAGUUGUUUUGGCCGAAAAUCAAAUUGGUAAUUGUUUAUAUUACAUAUUAAGAGGAAAACUAGAGGUUUUGGGUCAUCGAGGUGAAGUUUUAACUAUUCUAUCAACUGGACGAAUUAUAGGAGAAGCUGACCUUAUUAUAUCAAGACCUCGACCGGCUACAGUUAGGGCACAUACACACGUAGAACUUUUGAUAUUGGAAAAAGCUAAUUAUCAGUCAACCCUGCAAAACCAUCCAAGGGAGAAAGAUCAUUUGAAAUAUGUUUUGUGGCAAAUGUGCACUCACGCCCAUUCGUGCGCCAAAAAGGAAGGCGAUAUUGAAAGAGAAAUUAUUAAAAGAACUGCAAUUCAACCUCCUCCCGUCUUUUCGGAAGAACAGGCAAAAGAGCUUAAUAAAGGUCAACCGUUUCUUAUUCGGACUAAGGAUGACGAUCAAUAUAAUACUGAGAAAACAUGGUCGACCUUUAGACAUAUUCAUUACAGUUUUCGCUUUGUAGAUAAUUAUGAAAGGUCAUUAACUAAAAAGUUCCAAAAUGUUACUAAACUUUCUGAGGAUGAGGAUACAAUUGAUUCGAAUGCUAGAUCGUAUUUCAAGGAUUUUUUAACGUACUCAGCACUAGCCAUGUUGAAUAUAAGAAAUAAGACUCAUGCUCUAGUGUUUGAUAUAUGGAUAAAUCCGCAGAGUAGAGGUUUUACUAUAUGGUGUUCGCUCUUAAUUGUUUCGAUGAUUCAAAUGGGUUGUUUCUUACCGCUUUUAUUCGCCUUUGGAAGGUUAACUAGUAGAAUUAAAUCGUUAGAGACAACCUAUUCUGGUCAGACUUUAAUUAUAUUGACCAAUUUGUUUGGUGAAGCAAUUUUCGUUAUUGAUAUCGUUAUCAGAUUAAAAUUGGCUAUAGUUACAAGAAAAGGAGUUCUAAGGAGUUGGAAAGCUGUUUUCCAACACUAUAUCAAAACUUAUUGGUUCUUUAUUGACCUUACAUCUGUUUUAUUAGUUCCAGUCUUGCUAUUCAGUUAUUAUGGAAUAGAUUUUUACUCUUUCUACCAUGCUGUUCGUUUAAUUAAUCUAAUUAAAUUAAUUAGAUUACCGAACCUAUUUUCAAGAUUAGAACAUGGUCCAGCUGGUCAAUUAUAUAUAACAAUUACAAUAUUAAAAUGGUAUCUUCUAAUUGUUCUAUUUAAUCAUUGGUGCGCUUGUGCAUUCUUUGCAUCCGCCUGUAAAGGUAGAUCGUGCGACAGUGGUUCGUGGAUUGAAAUUUGGUGUCGCAAUCACAAAAACGUUUGCAAAGAAAGGACAAUUAUGAUUGAAUACUUGUUAAGUUAUUAUUGGGCUGUUGUUACAAUGACAUCAACUGGUUUUGGGGACAUUACUCCAAAGAACGUUGGUUCUAUGAUAAUAGCAUGUGCUGUGGUCUUUAUGGGCCUAUUUAGCUUUGGAACUUGCCAAGCCUACAUAUCAGCCUAUUUAGCUAAUCUAAAUGAAUCAAAAGUUAAUUUUAGGCAAUACGUACAGGCCGUGCAAUCAUUUAUGGACAGGAGGAAACUAGAUAAAAAGUUAAAAGACAGAGUUAUCUCAUAUCUAGAUGUUGUUUGGCAUUAUUUCGAAGGGGAAUGGGUACCAGGCCAAAAGCCUUUGCUGUAUGAUUCUCCAGUGCAGCUACAAAAGGAGUUGGCCACAGAAAAUGUUGCUAAAACCCUCAAUGCUAUACCUUUAUUUCACGGCCUUCAUUCCUCAUAUAUUAAUUACCUAUCUGAAAAGCUUCAAGUCUAUAUAUUCGCUCCGGGAGAUAUUGUAAGUAGGGCGGGCAAUGUAGAAAGGGUCACGUAUAUCAUUAUGAGGGGUUGGGUUGGUCUCUAUACUCCCGAUCACUCGACUUUACUCACAAAAUUCGGACCACAUAGCCAUUAUGGUGAACUAACAAUGAUGUCAGGUGAACCAAGACCCUUUCAUCUUGUUGCUAUAACGCAUGCAGAAAUCUUAGAACUCUGUUUAAGUGAUGUGUUAGACGCUACUAAGACUUUAACACUUGCUGCGCGGCAAUUAACAAAUCUUCUAGGCAGAAAAGACAUUUAUAAACCUAGUGUACUCUCUAGAAAGUCCAAUUAUUCAAUAAACAAUGAAAUUAGAUUGAGAAUUCCAGAAACGUUAAAAGUAGAAAAAAAUGGAGAAGAUAGCAAAAAGGAAGAUAAAGAGAUGGAAGACAAUUUACAUCAUACAAAUAUCUCAAUAAACGGAUUGAAAGAUAAAAAGGAAAGAAAAGAUAAGGACUUUAAUGAUAACUCUCCAUCACUUAUCUGUAGACUAUGCGUGAAACUGUUACUUCCUUUUACAAUUAGGCCUCAGUCCAAUUUUUUAAGAAUAUGGACAGUUUUUAGAUUGACAAGUUCGAUUUUGGCAGCAUUCGUAAUUCCACUUCAAACAGUAUUCUACUAUGAUGUAGUAGGAGUAUGGAUAGUUUCAUACUUUACAGAUUUAUUAGCCUUAAUAAACGUCUAUUUAAUGAUGCAUGUUGCAUUUUACUCCGAUAGACCAGAUAUUAAAGGUGUAUUAAUUAGACAUCCAAUAUCAACCGCCCUAAGAUAUUUACGGAAGAACUCUGGAUUCGAUUUAUUAUGUUUAUUCCCCUUCGAGAUAUUCUACAAGCUUUUACCACAACCUUCUCGUAGUAUUUUACAAACAAUAUGCUUGUUAAGAUGGAAUAGAAUACUUCAAGUACUAAGAAUUACCCUGCUACUUAGUUGGAUUGAAAAGCCUAUUGAUAGAAAUCCUAUCAUAAUUAGGGCCAUAAAAUACCUUUUAUCAUUUGGCAUUAUCGUAAAUACACUUGUCUGUCUAAUUAUACUAUUUUCGUGUUCUCCCUUUAAAUUUCACGAUGACAAUGUGAUCAAUUUUGGUUCAUUCUUUGUUUGUCAUUCAAAAGGCUGGCACGUUACGGGUAUUCAAUCAUUCAAUAGUAGUAUAUACGUUAAAGAAAAGAUGUACCUAAUGGGUUUAACGUUUACUCUGUCAACUUUGGUUGGCGUUGGAUAUGGCGAUAUGGUACCUCAAACUGUAUUUGAAGUUAUCUACGUUAUACUAAUGGUUGUUGGUGGACAAUUACUGUGUUCAUAUGUAAUUGCUGCUGUAUCUGCGAGUAUAGUAAACGCGGAUGCUGCUAAGCAAGCCUACUUCUUCAAAAUGAGAAUUUUAGAUAGUAUAUUAGAAGAUCAAGAGAUUCCUCUAACGUUACGAAACAGGAUUCAACGCUAUUUUGAGUUUGUUUGGACAAGAACCAAGGGGGUUGAUCCAAAGAGUUUAUUUACGACUCUUCCUACUGUACUUUGGCAGGAUGUUACUACUUCUUUGUACUUUGAUGCCGUUCGUCAAAUUGAUUUCUUUAACAAAACGAGUGACGCCUUUCUAAAGAUGCUUUGUAAAUCAAUUAGUCCUAUGUUUAUCCCUAAGAAUGAGCUGGUUAUUAGAAGGAAUGACUUGGGAACGUCCAUGUUUUUCAUAUGGAGAGGCUCUGUCGAUAUCAUAUCCGAAGACGACAGAAAUGUUAUUGAUCACCUGGGACCGGGUGAAUCAUUUGGGGAGGUUUCAUUCUUUUUCGGAUCUCCUAGGCCAAAUAGCGUUCGGGCAAGAACAAAUUGCGAUCUAUUUUGUUUAAGUAGAGAGGCUCUAGAAGAUCUUCUAAAUCUUUAUCCAGAUGUAAAAAUGCAGAUGCAGAAGGAGGCUGAUAAUCGCCUAAAAUUAAUCGCUAAAAGAAGGAAAUUAAAUGAUAUAACAGAUGACGAUUCGUACGCAAAUAUUUCGGAUAAUGAUUUCGAUUCUGGUGACUCAUGCCCACCACAAUCCGAAAAAGAUAUGGACGAGAAUAGGGGUUAUAUAGUUGCAGUUGAAGGUACAAAAAUGAAAUUAUGGUCCAAACCAAAAACGGCUAUUGUAAAAAGUCCUGAUGAAGUUGUAAUAAAUGAACUAGAACCUUAUUCCCCAAUAAUUGAAAGAUUAAGAAACUUGGCCGACAAUUGGAGGGAACUAAUUGAUAAUGAAAAGGACGAAACAUGCGAUCUUCUCCACGAACAGAAGAAAAUAUUAGAGAAUCCACCAUGGAUAAGAAAGAGGCAUCUAGUUAGACAUUCUAUAACCGAAAAUCCAGAGGACAAAGAAGAAGAAGAAUUAAGGAUGAAAUUUCCUAAAAUUCGUAAUUAUCAGUUAAUUGCGGGAAAGAAACAACCGGCUCGACCUCUUAAUUCUUAUAUUAUGGGGCUAGGGGAAUUAAAUUGUAAUAUAAGCAAUAAUAAUGAAAUAUCGACAUUCCAUAGGGAGAAUAAUCUACAGAGAAUAAGAUUUAAUAGAUUAUUUAAUUCAGGCAUUAAGCAUAAAUUCCAGAUUAGUAGGAUAAAGGAUUCUCGCUUUUCAAUUCCGUCUUAUAGAGGGAUGAUCAAUCAAAGAAAAAGAAUUUCAGAAAUUGACUAUAAAGAUGUAAUGGUUUAUAGGAAAGAAAUUGAGUAUAAGACAAAGGAUGGAAACGAUCUUAGUAAUACUCUUUACAUUCCACACCUGAACUCAUCCAAUGAAGAAUUUACGGACAGAAACAACUCAUUCAUUUUGAAUUACGGACAGAAAAAUUCAACAACUUUACAUCCUGAUGCCAGAAUCGUCAAGAUAAUCUAUUUAUUGGGAGCAAUAUCAACUUAUUUAGCUAUUGCAUUAUCCUCUUAUCGUCUAGCUUUUACGGAUGAAAGAUUGCUCUUCGCAGUAAUCUUAUAUACAUUGGAUUUCAUCUUCUUCCUAGAAAUUCUAAGUAAGACCAGAAUUCAAGUUCCAGAUGCUGACGGUGACCUAAUUACAAAUUGGAAAGAGAUAAUGAAACGUUAUCUAUUAAAUUAUUUUGGUCUUCUUUUCGAUUUACUAACGAUUCUACCAGUUGAACUAUUCUUUAGUAAAUUUCAAAUAAGAGCGACUAUUCGAUUAUUACGCUCUUUAUUAAGAUUUAUAGGUCUAGUAGAGUUCUUUAACAGUUGGAGAUCUGUUUUACACGCAAAUAUAUUUUAUAUGAGAGGAGCGGCGUGCUUUGUUUAUUUCUCUCUAACAAUUCAUUUAAGCUCAUGCGUGUGGUUUUGGGUUGCGUGUCCGUACGGAUAUUGUAAGAGGAAUAGUUGGGUAAAUAAACUACGGGGAUUGACUAAUGAAACAUCUUCAAUCGAAAAGAGGGUACUCUAUUUGGAUAGUUUGUACUUUAUAGCCGCUACAAUAACAACAACCGGCUACGGAGAUAUUGUUCCUAAAACUUUCUGGGAAAUGGUUGUUGCUUGUUUUAUUGUUAUUUUUGGAAAGAUUGUUGUCGGAUCCGUUUUCGCUAUCAUUGCAUCAACGCUUGCCAAUGUAAACUCCUUAAAAGCCCGUCAUAACUUGGCAAUGAGUCAAACGGAAACGUUCAUGGAAGAUCAGCACGUACCCGAUAAUUUGAAGAAGAGAAUCCUGGCUUAUCGUAAUUAUGUAUGGAAAAAAUCCAAAGGAAUGAUACCGAACGAUUUAUUAGCUGAACUUCCUUUGUGCUUGAAGAGCGAAGUAUCUUUAUUUAUUUAUAAAUCUGUCCUAGAUACUUUAUCUUUGCUACGAAAUGUGAACUCUGACGUCAUCAUGAGACAAUUAGCUCUUAAAAUGAAAAGUCAACCCUAUGCUCCAGGUGACACGAUAAUAAGAAGGGGAGAUAUAAUUUCAAAGCUUUUUUACGUUAAAAGGGGUUAUUUAGAGGUUGUAGAAGACACUGGUGAUAAACAAAAUCAUGUUUUAGAGAUAAGGGGACCUGGUACUGUAUUUGGGGAACCAACAUUGGUUUUUCCAGUUCCACAUACAUCAACAUUAAGAGCUUCAACGCACGCCGAAGUAAUGUCCCUAAAUAAAACAGAUUUAGAUGAAGUUUUAAGUAAGCAUCCAAAAGCGAUGAAGAAGAUAAAGAACAACGCUUUUAAAAGAUUUGGUCAUCUCAUUCAGAGGCUUCCGCAAAGAGAGAAUCAUAAAUUUACGUUAAUAUCGGAUAAUUCUCUGCAGCUUAAAUCGAGGGACGAGAAACUCAAUAGAAAGGCAACAAAGACUAAUUCAUUGAGUAAGAAACUUUCGUAUUUUUCGAAAAUAAGUGAAACGAAAGGAAGUGGAUUGAUUGAGCAUGUUGAUGAAUUAUCUCCUUAAUUAUUAUAAUAUGUAUAGUUUAUCAAACUUUAAGCCUAU
Molecule: messenger RNA, 8434 nt
Organism: Dimorphilus gyrociliatus
Lineage: Eukaryota; Metazoa; Annelida; Polychaeta; Dinophilidae
Source: the annotation of a GenBank genome assembly